CAUUAAGCCGAAAAAACAACAUAUGUGUUACGGCUAAGAAUGUUCGAUGAUCGUUAGCCAAAUCAUAGAAGUUCAUUAAAUAAAAAUGUCUUCAUUCUUACAUUUAAAUAUGCAAGAUUCUAACAGCUACGCUCUAGUAUGUAUUUGCUGCGCCUCACAAAGUCCCGUUCUAAUUAACAUGAGUACAUGUAAACAUACGGACUUUUUAACUAAUUACUUAAAUUUAGAGCUUGAACUAAAAAAGAUGUACAUCUGCAACUUAUGUCACAAUAUGCUGAAAAAAAUAGAAAUAUUUAAACAGCAGGUUGAGGACAGUGUAGCAUUACUUCUAAAUCAGGCUCCGAUACUAAAAAUAAAUAAACUGCACAAUAUGCAAAUAGCACCAAUUAAAUCGUUUACACACCUCACCAUUAUUGAAGUUGAGAAAGAUAUUAAAAUAGAACCGGUAACCGACAAUAUUUCGGACACUGAAGAAGUUAAGAACGAAAUAGAAUCAUCGGACAACGAUACUGAAGUACCGUUAUCAGUUUUACAAACUAAUAAAAAUAAGAGAAAAAGAGAUAUGCGUUACGAAGGAAAGAUUAAAACGGUGUAUUUGACUGAAGACGAUUUGAGGAUUGAACGAGAGAAAAUGGCUGCGGAUGAGAAGUAUUUGAAAUUGCCGUAUAAGUGUGAGCUUUGUAUCUUGGCUUUUGAUCAUGAACUGACACUGCAGAAUCAUAAUGAGGGGAGGCAUAAAAAGGAUGAAGAUGGUUUCGAAUGCAAUGUCUGUAAAUCUACGCUGAGCACAAAAGUUACCUUUAAAGAGCAUGUCCAGAGACAUUAUAGAAGACUGGAAUGCAUGGUAUGUCAAAAACGCUACAAUCACAUGAGUUCAGCACUCCAGCAUUAUACUGAACAGCAUGCUGGCGAUACCAAUACAUUAUUCUCUUGCAACAAAUGUGAAUUUACAGCUAGUACCCGCCGCGCAUAUCGGUAUCAUUUGGACAAACAUAAAAAGAAACCUUCAUGCAGUAUAUGUGGGAACCAAUUUGUGAAUAGCAACGGACUGAAAGUGCAUAUGUACACUAUUCAGGAUAACAGGUUUCCCCUACUGACUCUAGGAUUGUCUCCUGUGUCAUUCAUUUGUGAUGAAUGCGGUGCGAAAUUUUUAACUAAAAGCAGUUUGCAAGUACAUAUAAACUGGGAACAUUUGAAGAUAGGGCACAAAUGUACUCAAUGUACUAAGGUAUUCAAGAACAGUUACACAUUGGACCGUCACGUGUCGUAUGUCCACAACAAGCUCCGGCCGCCGAGGAAUAAGAUAUGUGAUUACUGCGGUAGAGGGUUCACUACGCAAACAAUUCUCAAGUCUCAUAUAAGAACGCAUACAGGAGAGCGCCCUCUACAAUGUACUCACUGUACGGCGACAUUCGCACACCCCGCUGCUUUAUAUACCCACAAUAAGUUGCUACAUUCUGGGAAUAAAUAAUUAUGUGGCGUCACAUGUCAAAGAUUAUCGUUGAAAACAAAUCAACAAGUGACGUCACAAAAUCCAAAAUCGCACAUGUGAAGUUUACGUGCGAAUUAACACGGAUAGAAAAUCCCAACGAACAACUGUUGGGCAGAAAGCCCGCCAGGCACGAUCACCUCGCCUGGUCAGAGGAUCCUUCUCUUCCGAUCAUAGGGAACUGUCGCGGAGAACCUAACGGGUAACCGGGGCUCCGG
Molecule: messenger RNA, 1707 nt
Organism: Spodoptera litura
Lineage: Eukaryota; Metazoa; Arthropoda; Insecta; Lepidoptera; Noctuidae
Source: RefSeq, a predicted model, not a curated record